AUGGGCGGCGGAAACGGAUACAGAACUGUUGCCUACUUCGUCAACUGGGCCAUCUACGGCCGCGCCUACAACCCUCAGGAUCUUCCGGCGGACCAGUUGACCCACGUCCUAUACUCAUUUGCCAAUGUCCGCCCGGAGACUGGCGAGGUGUACAUGACGGACAGCUGGGCCGACACCGACAAGCACUACGACGGCGACUCGUGGAACGACGUCGGCACCAACGUGUACGGCUGCGUCAAGCAGCUCUACCUCCUGAAGAAGGCGAACCGCAAGCUCAAGGUGCUCCUCUCCAUCGGCGGCUGGACCUACUCGUCCAACUUCCCCGGCGCCGCCGCCACGGCCGCCAACCGCGCCACCUUCGCCUCCUCCGCCGUGCAGCUGGUCAAAGACCUGGGCUUCGACGGUCUCGACAUCGACUGGGAGUACCCCGCCGACGACACCGAGGCCCAGAACUGGGUCUCGCUGCUGCAGGCCACCCGCGAGGCGCUCGACACCUACGCCGACAGCCUCGCCGCCGCGAACUACACCCGCCCGGACUUCUUGCUGUCCAUCGCGGCCCCCGCCGGCCCGACCAACUACCAGAAGCUGCGCCUCGCCGAGAUGGAGCCUUACCUGGACUUUGUGAACCUCAUGGCGUACGACUAUGCCGGCAGCUGGGACACCACGGCCGGCCAUCAGGCGAACCUCUACAACAGCACCUCGAACCCCGUCGCCACGCCCUUCAACACCGACCAGGCCGUCACUUACUACACCUCCAACGGCAUCCCGAGCGCGAAGUUGGUGCUCGGCAUGCCGCUGUACGGUCGUGCGUUCGAGAGCACGGACGGGCCCGGGACGGCCUACAACGGCGUCGGAUCGGGAAGUUGGGAGAAUGGGAUCUGGGACUACAAGGUCCUCCCGCGUGCCGGUGCGACGGAGUACUACGACAGCGAGGCCGGUGCGACGUACAGCUAUGACAACUCCACCCGCGAGAUGGUGUCGUACGACACGGUCGACAUGGCGUUGAAGAAGGUCACCUACCUGCAGGGCAAGUCCAUGGGCGGCGCCAUGUGGUGGGAAGCGUCUGGCGAUCGCAACACCACGGACGGAAGCAUCAUUGGCAACGUUUACGAGAGCAUGUCCGCCAACGGCAGUCUGGCCGAUACCACCGAGAACAACCUCGCGUACCCGGACUCAAAGUACGACAACUUGAAGGCCGGCAUGCCGACUUAG
Molecule: messenger RNA, 1212 nt
Organism: Diplodia corticola
Lineage: Eukaryota; Fungi; Ascomycota; Dothideomycetes; Botryosphaeriales; Botryosphaeriaceae
Product: chitinase
Exons: 4
Coding region: 1-1212 (403 amino acids)
Biological process (GO): chitin catabolic process; carbohydrate metabolic process
Cellular component (GO): extracellular region
Molecular function (GO): chitinase activity; chitin binding
Source: RefSeq, a predicted model, not a curated record